This is a messenger RNA of Dufourea novaeangliae, 2643 nucleotides long. RefSeq names its product hemicentin-2-like. The record is from RefSeq and is a predicted model, not a curated record. Lineage: Eukaryota; Metazoa; Arthropoda; Insecta; Hymenoptera; Halictidae. Gene Ontology annotation, molecular function: protein binding. The transcript is spliced from 14 exons. The coding region runs from base 1 to 2643 and encodes 880 amino acids.
AUGUUCCCUAUAUCGCACAUCGUGGCGCUGGUCGGAGAUCCCACGUAUCUUCCCUGCGACAUAUCAACCACCGAUGAAGGGGACUCGGUGCGUCUUGUGCUCUGGUAUCGCGAGGAUCUCGGUACACCGGUUUACAGCGUCGACACAAGGCAUCGAGACUUCAGGAUCGCCGAAACAUGGUCGCACGACUCGGUGUUCUCGAACCGGGCGUUAUUCAUGCCGGACAAAAAUCCAGCGGAGCUCGGCGUCGACCAGAUAAGGGAGGAAGACGCGGGCGUCUACAGGUGUCGUGUCGAUUUCCAGAUCGGCCAGACGCGCAAUUCCAAAGUCAAUUUAACGGUGAUAGUUCCGCCGCACCAAAUCGUGAUCGUCGAUGACUCCGUAAUCGCACGGAACUCGAUGGUGGGCCCGUACAUGGAGGGCGACACUCUGCGGCUCUACUGCGACGUGUACGGCGGUAAACCGACCCCCAAGGUGUCCUGGCACCGUAACGACACGCUCGUCAACGACAAAACCGUGACCGUGCGGAACGGCGUGACGCGGAGCGAGCUCGUUAUCAAAAAUUUGGGACGUGACGACGUGCACUCGGUGCUGACCUGCAACGCGACGAACAACAAUAGGUCGAUCCCGCUAUCGUCCUCCGUUUACGUGAACAUGACUUUCGGCCCGCUGGACGUGAAGAUAAUCGGGGCGAACCAGCCACUGUCGGCGGGCAAGAGGUACGAGCUUGUGUGCUUGACUUCCGGUUCUAUGCCGCCGGCCAUGGUCACCUGGUGGAGGAACGAGCAACGUUUGGUGGGCUCCAAGGAGACCAGUUCUGGCGAUGGGAACACGACCACCAGUAUCUUGCCGUUCACGGCGACCAAGGCAGAUGAUGGCAGACACUUGUCGUGUCGGGCUGAAAAUCCAAUCAUGGGAACCGAGCCGAUAGAGGACGGCUGGAAGCUCGAGAUACAGUACACGCCGGAGACCAGGAUACAACUGGGCACGUCCCUCAAUCCGAACGCGAUACGAGAGGGCACCGACGUUUACUUCGACUGUCUGAUACAAGCCGAACCACUGGUGUAUAAGGUGGAGUGGCGGCACUUGGGUAAAACUCUCCAUCACAACAUCACACAGGGUAUCAUUAUUAGCAAUCAGAGUCUAGUGCUGCAGGGUGUCGACCGUAAAAGCGCGGGUAAUUACACCUGCGUCGGGUACAACACCGAAGGAGACGGGGAAAGUUCUCCGUUCUACUUGAACGUGAUGUUCGCGCCCACCUGCAAACCGAAUCAGGCGAAGGUCCACAGCGUGGCGAAACAAGAAAAGGCAAACAUAUCCUGCCAAGUGGACGCGAACCCGUCCGAGGUGAAAUUCCGUUGGACCUUCAACAAUUCCGCCGAGAGUAUCGACGUGGCCUCCGGUCAUAUCGCCCGGGCCGGCACAUCCUCGAUCGUCUCGUACACACCCAUGACCGAAUUGGAUUACGGCACGUUGCUCUGCUGGGCGAACAAUCGAAUUGGAGAUCAACAAGUGCCCUGCGUCUAUCACAUCAUACCGGCCGGUCGACCGGAUAUGGUUCACAAUUGCACCACCUCGAACACAUCGACGAACUCGUUCUCGGUGCGUUGCGCGGAGGGUUUCAACGGCGGGCUGCAGCAGUCCUUUCUGCUGGAGGUCCGAGAGAGCAACAGCCAGGAGCUAAGGGCGAAUCUGACGUCCACCGUGCCACGUUUCAGCGUCACUCAUCUGGAGGCAGGCGCCCUUUACCAGGCGUGCAUAUACGCCUACAAUGAGAAAGGCCGGAGCGAAGCGAUGGUUGUGCAGGCGGGCACCCUCAGGCUGCCCGAAAAACAAUUAACGUCCGAUUCAGAACGACCCAGGCAGAAUAUCAGGCUGAUGCCGAUGCUGAGCGUGAUGAUCGGCGUGGUGGCCGCGCUGAUCAUCGUCGCUGUGAUCGUGAUGAUCGUGCUCAGAAUUCAGCACACCCAGGUCGACGAGCAGAGCAAGUCGCAGAUGGAGGACCACGGCAAACAAACGAAAACGAUCCCGAUCCAACGGGAGCUCAGGUUCCGUGAGGCGAGCAGCCUACUUUCCGACGAGAAACACCCGAGCAGCCCGUUCAGAAAGCUCGAGAGCAGCGGUGACAUAAGCGAAAACGACGAGAAGAACCCGGACAUCAUACCUCAGCAGAUCACCGGCGACGAGCCAUCUGAAUACUUGAGGAAGCGACGCCUGGUCUCGACGAUCGAGACAUCGCCAUCGAGAAGUUUGUUGGAACACUCGACGGUCACUUCCGUCAGUGGUCACGGCAGUUACGUCGGUUAUUGCACUCUUCGCAACGGCAUGCCGCUCCACGAAUUCUCGAAUCUGGCGACGAAACAUAAAAGCUUCCAGCCAAUAGUUGGUGACGUCUACGAGACCGGGGUUUGCACUCUGCCGAGGCAACACUGGCCGAGCCAAAGUGUUCAAUCGAUGUCGAUGACGAUGAGCCCGCCGAUGCUGUACGGUGGUCUAGGUGUUGUAGCCAGGACCUGCCCAAGCGGCAGCCUGCUAGCAAAGGACGUGGAGGCGAGGAUCCCCGGCCAGUGUUGCAUCCAGUCGCAGAAAGACGGAAAGAUCAGCACGCCGAUCGUGAUGGCGAAAAGGGAGAGCUCCGUGUGA